Lates calcarifer (barramundi perch) is the source of this 8978-nucleotide messenger RNA. RefSeq names its product ral guanine nucleotide dissociation stimulator. The coding region runs from base 1518 to 3896 and encodes 792 amino acids. The record is from RefSeq and is a predicted model, not a curated record. Gene Ontology annotation, cellular component: plasma membrane. Gene Ontology annotation, biological process: Ras protein signal transduction; positive regulation of GTPase activity. Gene Ontology annotation, molecular function: guanyl-nucleotide exchange factor activity. NCBI's taxonomy places the organism in Eukaryota, Metazoa, Chordata, Actinopteri, Centropomidae. The transcript is spliced from 18 exons.
ACAGAAAAGAGGCAAAAAUGUAGUUUAUUGUGCGACUUGAUCAAUCAUAUGGUCUAUACAGUGAGAAAAAUAUCCAUUACAAUUUUCAAAUUCUAAUAAUUUUAUUCAUCCCCAAGGGAGAAAUUAAAGAGCAUGGAUGUGCUUUCUAAUUAUGUGUGUUUACUGGUACAAAGACUGAAUUUAUUCAACUGCAGAAAUCAGUUUAUAACAACUUAAUAUUCUUUACAUUUAACAUUUAAAGUUUUCAGAUCCAAGAAAUUCCUCAUAACUUUGAAUAUGAGUGUUUAUUGUUCCUGUCAUUCUAAUGCUGUAAAUAUAGCUAUGUUUACCAACAUGUGUGUUCUCCCUGGUUAUGUAUUAAAAGUUUUGUGGGAAGAAACACUAAGUACAAAACAUAAACUCAGGUGGCAGUUUAUUAGGUACGCCCAAAACCUCCUUCCUUUAACUGGGCGGAUAUAAUAAACUUUUAUGGUAAUUUUGAUACAUCAAAAUUAAAUAAUAAUAUAAACUGUGGGCAUUAAGUGUCAAAAAGAUACAAAUAUUUUAUUUUAUUUUUAUUUUUUAAAGUAAACAGUUUUAAACAAAUUAAAGUAUUUUUUUAUUAAUUUAUUUGCAAGUAUAUUGUUGAAGAAAAUUGUGAUGUGUUCAAGAACGUCUGUUCUUGCCUUUGUGUCGUGCUACGUGUGGUGCAUUCAGGAGCGUCGUUGUUCGGAGUCGCUCUCGCACCGCAGCAGCGGCAGAAGCAGCGGUAGCGGUGACGGUGGCGGCAGCGGCAGCGUCUCGUCUUAGUGAGCGCGGAGUUUCCCCUCAGCCAGCAGCAGCAGCAGCAGCAGCAUCCAUUUAAGCAUCCGUGUUACAGUGGUCAAAUCUCCACAUCUCCCACCUCCUCCACCCCCCCGGACUGACCGCUCUUCACUGGGAUGUCGUCGUCGAGUAUCUGGAGGGAGGAUCUGGUCGGGGGAGCCGAUGCUGGAGGAGUCCUCUCCGUGGUAUUUCUUCGAGCGUGACUGGAAAGGGAGCGGAGCGGCGAUGGAUGAAGGCAGGAGGGGACAAAUACAAUUUUGAUAAUCGGCUGCUUUUUUUUCUUUUAGCUAGCUAUCGCUAGCACGCUAACGUUAGCUAGCCCUCUGCUCGCCCGUUGCUUGUCACCCCCCUCCUCCUCUUGCAACCCCGCAACCCCGCACCCCACCUCCUCCUCCCCCGUCCAACUGGCGAAGUGGUGUUUUCCUCCAUGAAUAAAAAACACUCCUUAAUGCCUUUUUAUAUUCACGUCGAGACAUGCCGGAGUCAGCGAGGACAUUUCUCUCAAGGAUGAAGCACCGUGGCUGUCUACUAGCCUCCCGACGUUAACCGCUAGCUAGCAUCGGUAACCGUUAAUUUUUUUUCUUCCUCCCGUUUUUUCUUCUUUUUCUCGCUCAUCCGUGAAGAACAAGAUGCUGGCAGAGGAGGAGUGUGUCUAAACGGUGAACCUGAACUCGCAUGGAUACACACUCCAUGAAGGUCAUGAUACUGAGAGAAUGAUCAUGCUGGAAAAACAGAGCUCGACGCAGGAGAUCGGCGAGGAGGCCGAGGAGGACGCCAUCUUCACCAUCACGCUGAGGAAGGUGCAGCUUCACCAGUCGGCCAGUAAGGGGCAGCGAUGGCUGGGCGUGGAGACGGACUCCGCCCUGAGCCUCUACGAGACCUGCAAGGUGCGGACCAUCAAGGCCGGCACGCUGGAGAGGCUGGUGGAGUACAUGGUGUCAGCGUUCAGGGGCAAAGACUCCACCUACGUCACCAUCUUCCUCUGCACCUACCGCUCCUUCGCCACCACCAAGCAGGUGCUGGAUCUCCUGCUCAACAGGUAUGCCAAGCUCCAAAACGUGCCUGCAGCCACAGCGCACAGAGUCUCGCAGGACGACUGCACCGAGCUGAGAAACACUGUGUCGUCCAUCCUGGGCGCCUGGCUGGACCAGUACUCCGAGGACUUCUGGAGUCCUCCGAACUACGACUGUCUGCACCAGCUCCUGUCCUACCUUCACCUCCACUUCCCCGGCUCGGACCUGGAGCGCCGCGCCCGCAACCUGCUGGCCCACUUCCACCGCCGACAGCAGUGUGAGCCUGAUCCUGAUGGGGAACACAUCGGCUGCCCCUUCGCCACGCAGGAAGAGAGCGGCUUUGAGGACGAGCUUCCUGCUUUCAGUUUCCUGUCGUUCGACCCCAUCAUGGUCGCAGAGCAGUUCACACUCAUGGACGCGGACCUGUUUAAGAAGGUGGUGCCCUACCACUGCCUGGGGGGGAUCUGGUCUCAGCGGGACAAGAAGGGGAAGGAGCACCUGGCUCCCACCAUCAGAGCCACCGUGGCCCAGUUCAACUCCGUCACCAACUGUGUCAUCACCACCUGCCUGAGCAACCCGACGCUGAAGCCCAACCAGAGAGCCAGGCUGCUGGAGAGGUGGAUAGACGUGGCCCGGGAGUGUCGGAUCCUGAAGAACUUCUCCUCGCUGCGAGCCAUCCUCUCCGCCCUGCAGUGCAACGCCAUCCACCGCCUGAAGAGGACCUGGGAGGAAGUGUCCCGGGAGAGUUUCCGAACCUUCCGCGAGCUGUCCGAGAUCUUCUCAGACGACAACAACUACUCCCUGAGCCGAGAGCUGCUGGUGAAGGAGGGAACUUCUAAGUUUGCAACUUUGGAAAUCAACCCCAAACGAGCUCAGAGGAGACACCAACAGCAGAGAGACCUGGGAGUGAUGCAGGGGACGAUUCCUUACCUGGGCACGUUUCUGACGGACCUGGUGAUGAUGGACACUGCCAUGAAGGAUUACACUGAGGGUGGACUCAUCAACUUUGAGAAGAGAAGGAAGGAGUUCGAGGUGAUCGCUCAGAUCAAACUGCUCCAGCUGGCCUCCAACAACUACAGCUUCACUCAGGACAGCCACUUCAGAGAGUGGUUCGCAGGCGUGGAGAAACUCAGCGAGGCAGAGAGCUACAAUCUGUCCUGUGAGAUCGAGCCUCUGUCGGAGUCGGCCAGCAACACGCUCAGAGCCAAGAAGAACGGAGGGAUCAUGAAACGCUGGAGCGAUCGGCAGUUGACGGAGGCCGGCUCCAGCGGCGCCGCCGGCUCUCAUUCCAAGUCCUUCGACCACUCGCACUACAGACCGUACCAAGGGGGCGGGGGGGACAGCGGCGACGCCCUCAGCGUCACCUCCGUCAGCUCCAGUGGUUCAGACCUGGAGGACGUCAACGCCAGCUUCCUGUCCGACUCCCCUGAAGGACACGAGAGAAAGACGUCGACUCCGUCAGUGAAACUGACCGUCUCUGCUUUGGGGAGAGAAGCUCCAGCAGCAGAUACAACGUCCACAUUCUGGGAGUGCACGUCUCUGUCGUCCCUCGACACCUCCGGGAUGGGCUCCAGCUCCGGCUCGGCCUCCGGCUCCAGCAGCGCCUCCUCCUCCUCCGUCUCCUCCUCCACCCCGCUGUCGGCCUCCCGCUCACACAAACGCUCGGUGUCGGCCGUGUCGAACUACUCGACCCUGUCGCUGCCGCUGUACAACCAGCAGGUGGACGACUGCUGCAUCAUCAGGGUCAGUCUGGACGUGGAGAACGGCAACAUGUACAAGAGCAUCCUGGUGACGAGUCAAGACAAGACUCCGGCCGUCAUCAGGAAGGCCAUGAUCAAACACAACCUGGAGCGAGAGAAGACCGAGGACUAUGAGCUGAUGCAGAAAAUCUCUGAGGACAAAGAGCUGCGGAUCCCGGACAACGCCAACGUCUUCUAUGCCAUGAACUCCACUGCCAACUACGACUUUGUGCUGAAGAAGCGCGGCCUGGCUCGGCCGGUGCGAGCCAAGAACGUGGCCAGUUCGACGCUGCCUCGCAUGAAACAGAAGGGACUGAAAAUCGCGAAAGGGAUCUUCUGAGGAGAGAUGCAUCGCUUCCUGCCUCCCUUCCUUCAACCCCCCCAACUCCCCUUUAACCCUCUCUGGUCUCCGGAGGGAAAACUAACCUGAAGUAUCUUGAGUUUUGGUUUGGACACAGACUUGAGAUGCCAGAGGAGAAGUGACCAAGCAGCCUUUCUGUGGAUCAGCAGGAAGCAGAGGAGCACCUUAGCACUUAGUCACAGUCGUGUCGAGGCCGAGUCAGUCGCAGGAAACGAGGCUGCAGGUCCACGAAAGCAGAGGGACUCGUUCGUGGCGGGAAAACAAACAAACAGCUGCGUCGGGGUCGGGCGCCGCUGAACCAGUCCAACGUGACUGGUCGUGUCGGCUCGUGGAAAAGCAGAUCCAUUUCAUUUCCUGCUCCAUUACUUUUUGUUUACAUUUGUUUACACUUUAACAUCACCUGGUCGGCUCUUAAAGACGUUUCGUUGAAGCCUCUUUGCUCACGAGAGGAUUUUUGCACCUUCGAUAAAACACUUUCUGAAUCCCUCGGCAGCCUUCGCCCCUGUGUUUUCCUCUGCAGUCUUAACGCACGCCCUCUCCUGGUGUACAUACAUGAACAGUACGAAGCCCGCGGCGAGUUCACACAGACGCGUGUGUGUGUACGAGCCGGGCGUUCGAAUGUGUUUCUAUUUUUUCAGGGAACUUUUGCCGCCUUUACCGUCUUCGCCCCCCAGGGUUCCUGAUGUCGACAGUGUUUUGAGGACUGCAGCACUGAACGUUUUCACCCUCCGCUCUCGCACGCUGGGACUCGUGUCGGCAUUUUAACACCAGCGACGCCGACGUGGAGGAAUCCGAACUCUUUUAAACUUCUGAACGCUGCCAUGUUACACACACACAAACAUACAGAAGGUCCGGUCGUCUGAAACGGAGACAUGGUGUCAAAAUCCAACCCAGUGGGCACAGCCAUGAUUCACAUGCCACUGUUUACUUUUUCUUUUUCUUUUUUUAUGAAUCGUAACCACUACACCGUGAAGGAUGUGGCAGUCCUGGGACAGUGUCUGAGAGGAGAACAAGUGAGCUGAGAGCAAAACAAACUGAGUGUAUAUAUCCAUUAACACCAACUGUGCAGUAUAUUCUUUUGAAAUGGACCAUGAGAUUUUGUUAAUAGACUCGUCGCGAUAUCAACACUUUUUUUUUUCAUUUUACUUUGUACAUUUUUUUGCAUCUCUGCUCUGAUAUGGUGCUGCUAAUUAUCUUUCUGAAGAGGUCGUACGAGCUGCACCUCACCGCUUUAUCUACUUCCUCACCGCCGGCCGCCAUGUUGGAAAGGAAACCUCUCGAAUUCAAACGUUCAGAAGCAGAAACUGUCACUUUAGAGAAACUUGAUUGAUCCAAACCAUUAAUGAAUAAUUAUCAGAAUAUUUAUGGAUUCACUGUGUGAUCAGCUAAUUGUGUAGUUGACUAAUUAUUUUAUGGCAGGAAUGAGCCUCCAUACACCAGAGUGAAGCUUUAACAGGUUUUCUAAAUUAAACUAAACAGAUUUCAAUCAACAAUGUUUCAUAUAAUUAAAUAUAAAUAAUAUAUAUUCAUUAAACAUUUAUUAGAAGCAUCUGUAAGCACAUUGUGACCAUCUAAGACACUAAACUUUAUUUUAGUGUUAGCAGCAGUGAAGGCUGGCCUACUGCACCCAUCAGUAUGUACUCAGAUUUAUGAUUUGACAUUAGAAUAAUCUCCCCCUGACAAACACUGCAGUGGAGAAACUCUGGGAUAAAUUAAAAUAUUAGCCACAUAAAAUAAAACCAGGAUGUUCUGUCAUAUCCUUCAGUUUCUCUCUGGCUGUGAUCAGUGAGGAAAACUUCCAACAUGGCGGCUCAUCCUUCAUAUUCAUUAGUAACCACUUUCCAAAUGUGCCAUGAUAGGCCUGUGUGUUUCAGACGCACCCGAUGAGUCCUGCUGAUUUAUCCCGCAGGAUGUUUGACUCGCGGUGUCGGCUGUAGUUUACGUGCCGGCGAUGACAGCAAAGUCUUUUCCUCUCUGGGCUCUAAUGCACAGUAGGUGUGGAAAAGAUUGACUUAAGAGGAUUUCCAGGUCUGGAAAACCAGUUUAAAAAACAGAAACGCUCCCUAAAUCUUGGCGUCUGGAAUAAACAUUUGAAGGAGGUUGUGCGUAGGAGCCCAGAUGAACAACGACGAUGCUGCCAAACUGCACACGAGGGAACAAACUCUUCUUUCUUUUCUCUGUGCUGUCCUCAGUCUGUUACUUUUAAAGGAAAAAUCCAACCUGAAAACAUCUUAUCAAAAGCAGCUUAUGGUGGGUGAUGUUCUUUUUUUGGGGUUCACAUUUCUUUCAUUCCUGUAGAUCUGAAGUGACGUGCACAUUCACUGCUAAAUGAUCUGGUUUUGUUUUUGUUUUACCGUUAGCGGAGCCCCAACACUUAUAUUAGAAUCACCAUUGAAAUUCACAACAUUUCUGUGAGCACUUCUGUUAUUUCAGUGGCCGUUGUCUUUACAAUAUUAAUAAUUAAUAAUUAUAAAAGACUUUAUUUGUAGUGCACUUUUCAAAAGUCAAAUUAUAGAGCGCCUCACACUGGCACCAAAUAAUAAACACAUGAAAUUCCAGUGGUUCAAGGUAAAAGAAGUCAAAACGUAAAGAACAGAACAGGGUAGAAGUAUGUUUUAAGAAGGGAUUGUGGAGACGUCUCUGAGCUUGGACCGCUCUGGUUUUCAGCAGCCGGGACUCUGGAAAAGAAAGAGCAGAAACAGAGAGACAGGAUUGUUCUUGUGCUGGAAAGAAUCAUAAGUAUGAUGAAGAAAAAUGUAACGUGAUAUAAGUUUGUUCUGACAUAUCCCCGUUUGGCUGCGUAGCUUCGUGCUUACACUGAGGUUGUGUACGUUCACAUUUCACAUCAGAGCAGAUAAACACAAAGGAUUUCUAUCUUUGUGUUUUUGAAAGGCAUGCUAAUCUCUCUGCUAAUCAUGCUAAUUCAGCACUUACACCCAAGUCAAUUUGAUCAACAGCUAAAUUUUACACAUCCUCUCUGCUGUCACGUAGCAUUCUGGGAAAUGUAGGAAAUGACUAAUUCAGGGAAAGUGGGUUCACAAUGAAAAACACUUUAUGAAUAAAUAUCAAAGGUUGGAUUUUUCCUGAUGAGUUGUUCAUAUCACAGCAACAAAACACUACAUUUGCCUGGAUUGCACUGCAACCAUGUCCUGCCUUUAUUGUUAUGUUGUUAUUUUCACCUGCAUGAAGUUCAUGAUUCUCUGAACGAUCAAAUGAAUGAACCGCCCAAAAAAAAAAAACCCUGUGAAAGCAAUACGGUGAUGAGCGGCAGGAGGCACGUCGUCCGGCUGUCGUGGAUGUUGUUCGUGCCACUGUGGCGUGAAAUCCUUCGCUGUUGAACACUGUGACCUUUGACCCUUUCACUCUGCCCUCUCUGCCUGUUGAUCGGCGCAUCAUGUCGAGCACUGUGAACUAAAAAAAAACAAAACAAUAACGUCUCGUUCCCCCUUAAUGGUGUCGUAGUGAAUGUCCGCCCCUUCGCUCAUCUUGUUGGCGAGCAGCGAAGGCAACAGGCUUGAUCCUACAUGUGCCAAAAAUAACAAGGAAAGAGAGAAAAAAGGUUUUAACAGAUGAGUCCUCUGCCUUUCACAGUGAAAAAAAAUCAAGUUUGUAUGUUUACUGUCGUCGCAUUUUUCUGGAAAAACAAAAAAAAGGGUGAGAACACUGAAAAAAAAAAAAAGAUUCUGGACCCGUUUCCCUGGAGAAUUCGACUGUUGUCUGAGAAACUUGAAGCGAAGAUGUUUGUCAGGAGCUGCAGAUGAAGCUGAGGUAGAAACUCCACUUGGUUUUUCAUGUUUAUGUAACAAAAUGAACUGUUUAUAACCAUGAACCAGAUUUUUAUUCCAAACAGAACUACAUCUGAGCUACGUUCAAAUACCUUAAAUGACGGAAACAAAGAAUCUCACACACUGUCAACCACCGCUUUAUUAACCAGUCAUUAAUAACUGUCAUGAGUUUUGGACCCUUUAUGAUGUGGAAGAACUAAUACUUCUUGAAUAUUGUGUGUAUUUUCUAACUGGUGCUCAACAUUUAACACCAGAGAUGAUGUUGCUCUGCUCUGUGGAUGUUUCAGGGAUGACAAUCACUGAAAAACAAUGUAUUUUUCUCUGUUAUAAAAGGAUGUAGACAUUAGCUGUCAGUCAUAUGUAACAGCAGUUGGACCUUGAAUGCACCACUGACUAUAGAUUAUAGGUGAGAAAACGACUGCAAAGAGACAAAAUAAGUCUGAAAAUGAUUACAGACAUACAGCGUGACCAUAUAGACAAAAGCAAGUAGAAAUAUACAUAAAAAUAACCAGAGAGAGACAGAAGAUGACUGAACAGAGACAUUGUUUGGGUCUUUACAUGAGUUUUGUUGACAAUAAGAAAAAUACAGAGUGUCACUUGAACGCAGCAUCAGUUCCUUCUCUGUAGUGUUUGGAAUAAAAACAUUGGGACUCUUGGGCCUUUAAUUAACAAACGAUGACCACGUUGACUCUUCAGUGUGUUUCUGUGGGGUUUCUGCAGCAGCUCCGUUCGAGAACGGAAAGAUUGUGCACGAGUGGAACUUUUUAAAUGAACUUCACGAACCCUGCGAGCGUUUCUGUGCUGAUGAGGUUAACGUUGGACUGGUCUGUGUGUCGUUGUAGCCUCGUGUUGACAUGACGUACCUUUUGUGAUUUGACCUGAUUCUGUGCGAGUUUGAACAAAAAAAGGCUGCGUUUACAAGAAGAAAAAAAAAACUAAAAACUGGAAACCAGCUGGCGUGGUGUGUGUGUUUUUCUUUUUCUUUUUUUUUUUUUUUGGUUCGUCCCCCCCUGAACUGUGCUCGGGUGCCAUUUUCCAUUUUAACAAAGGAUAUCAGAACUUUUUCUAACUGCAGUCUCUUCUUUGAUUUACUUUUCCUACCUUUCCCAAGAAGACAAAACCUAUGUAGAAUACAAAACUGUCCUUGAUUAUGUCUUUGUUUAUUUAUUGAUUUGUAUAUAGAGAUUUUGUUUUGCACUGUACAUUCUCUCCCUUCUUGGUUAUAGAUUAAUAUAUUCAUGUAUAUACGAAUAAACAUUAAGUUUAUAAAAGUAAA